This is a messenger RNA of Perkinsus marinus ATCC 50983, 366 nucleotides long. Its product is annotated as clathrin assembly protein AP19, putative. Gene Ontology annotation, biological process: vesicle-mediated transport; protein transport. The transcript has 4 exons. The record is from RefSeq and is a predicted model, not a curated record. Lineage: Eukaryota; Perkinsozoa; Perkinsida; Perkinsidae. Gene Ontology annotation, cellular component: intracellular membrane-bounded organelle. Bases 1 to 366 code for a protein of 121 amino acids.
AUGAUACACGCCGUCCUGGUCUUCAAUAAUAGCGGUAAGACGAGGCUGGCAAGGUUCUACACUGCCUUGCCUCUCCCGAGACGCCAAGGCCUCAUUGACAGGGUUUAUGGUGUACUCAGAGGGAGGCACUUCGCAACCCUCUACUUUGCCUUCAUCGUUGACCACACCGAAAGCGAUCUGGCCACCCUUGACCUUAUACAAGUCUUUGUCCAGGCCCUGGACACCGCGUUCGACAGUGUUUGUGAGCUCGACUUGGUCUAUCACUUCGAUAAGGCCAAUUACGUCCUGGAUGAGGUGGUCAUGGGUGGUCUGGUCCUCGAGUCCAACAUCGAUACCAUAAAGAUGGCCCUUCGUGAGGCAGCCUAG